Messenger RNA from Trypanosoma grayi, 252 nucleotides. RefSeq lists its product as hypothetical. The coding region runs from base 1 to 252 and encodes 83 amino acids. NCBI's taxonomy places the organism in Eukaryota, Euglenozoa, Kinetoplastea, Trypanosomatida, Trypanosomatidae. The transcript has a single exon. The record is from RefSeq and is a predicted model, not a curated record.
AUGACUGCAGGCAUGCUGCGCCUCUUCACCGUGACGGCGACGCGGCGGUGGCGGCCGCUCCCUGUCGUCGCUUAUGCCACCACACCCAUCGGCCUGCAGCGCAAACUCACCAUGAGCAAACGGCGACUUCGGCCGAAGCCAAAGCCGACCCUUGGUCCCUCCAUCCCCAUCUGUAUCCUCCUCGUGCUCAUCACAGCAUACAUGACGUACAUCACGCGACAAUCUUCCAACGACGACAGCAUGUUUCGUUGA